AUGUCAGACGUCAAGCUCAAAAUCCCGAUCUCCGAAGAUCAACCCAAACCAAUAAUAGGAGUUCGGUACUACCAGUUCCUACUUAUGUUUAUCACCCUCAUUAUCUGCUUCGUGAUGCGCACGGUCCUAUCAGUGGCUAUUAUAUCAAUGACCGCAAAAACACCCCCCGACCCGAGCAUACCAACGUACCCGGAAUGGGACAACACCGACGUAAUCCUGUCGUCGUUCUUUUGGGGCUACAUCCUGCCACAAGUUGGUGCAGGCCAACUCAGCGAGUACUUUGGCCCAAAAUGGUUCCUGUGUGGUACCAUGACCAUCGGAUCCGUUUUCAAUAUAGCCAUACCACCGAUGGCAGCCGCUUUUGGUUCCACAGGAGUAAUCAUCUGUCGCGUGAUUCAAGGUUUAAACCAAGGUUUUCUAUAUCCUUCGCUCCACAAUCUGAUAAGUCAGUGGUCACCGAUCGCCGAAAGGGCAAGAGUUUCGAAUGUUGUGUAUGCCGGAUCUAGUUUGGGUAUAGCUAUUGCUAUGCCCCUAACUGGGGCAAUUGCUGCGUCUGAGCUGGGAUGGCCCACAGCGUUCUAUGGGAUUGGAGGUGCUGGGGUAGCAUGGGCUUUGAUUUUUGCAAUAUUUGCAGAAAAUUCGCCUACUUGUCACAAAAAAAUAUCAAAGGAAGAGUUGAUGUAUAUCCAAGAGAACAAUGGCGUGAAAUAUAGUACUACGAAGAAAGUACCGACACCAUGGAGGAGUAUUUUGACGUCGCUACCCAUGUGGGCUAUUUUAAUAGCCGCCUGUGCCCAAGCUUGGGGUGGUUUCACUUUACUCACAGAAAUACCGAGUUAUAUGGACGGUAUUAUGAACUUUGACAUAGAAUCGAAUAGUCUUCUGUCGGCUGUACCAUACGUGGGUCAAAUUUUCACAGGCAUUGCCGUGUCUCCACUAGCCGAUAAGCUAAUCAUAAAUCAAGUAUUCAGUACCACCACAACGAGAAAAAUUUUUAGUGGACUGGGUAGUUUUGUUCCAGCUUUGGCCUUAACGUGGCUCGCUUUUAUCGAUGGUGCCGAACAAGAACUAGCUUUGGUACUUCUAGUGGUGGCCGUUGCUUGUACAUCUUUCGUGGUUUCUGGUUUUCUUAUUAAUAUUAUUGACUCUGCACCUAACCACGCUGGUACCAUUCUGGGUUUAGUGAAUGGUACUUCUAAUAUUUUUUCUAUUUUGGGACCUUUGACUGUGGGUCUGCUUGGCAGUGACAAGACAGAUCCGAUUCUGUGGAGGAAAGUAUUUCUUUUAGCAGCUGGAAUUUACGUUGCUUGUACCGGCUUUUACGUGAUUUUUGGCUCGGCUGAGUUGCAACCGUGGAACGACAUAGAGGAUGAAGCAUCUCAAGAAGGUACUAAAGAGGAAAAAAAUGGAUCUGUUUAG
Zophobas morio is the source of this 1419-nucleotide messenger RNA. Its product is annotated as putative inorganic phosphate cotransporter. The record is from RefSeq and is a predicted model, not a curated record. Gene Ontology annotation, cellular component: membrane. Gene Ontology annotation, molecular function: transmembrane transporter activity. Gene Ontology annotation, biological process: transmembrane transport; monoatomic anion transport. Lineage: Eukaryota; Metazoa; Arthropoda; Insecta; Coleoptera; Tenebrionidae. The transcript is spliced from 6 exons. Bases 1 to 1419 code for a protein of 472 amino acids.